CGCUCGUUUAAUUAAUAAUAACAUGGAACCUCAACCCUACUUUUUGGUUAUUGCAAUUUUGGUCUUCACAAUCUUGUAUUUUCUUGCAAAAUAUGUCAAAGCAAGAUCCACUAACCUUCCCCCUGGUCCAUGGAAAUUACCCAUCAUUGGUAACAUCCAUCAACUUGCUCUAGCAGGACCAUUACCACACCGUGCUUUCAGAGAACUUGCAAAGAAAUAUGGACCCAUCAUGCACCUCAAACUCGGUGAGAACUCCACAGUGGUUAUAUCUUCCGCUAAGCUAGCCAAGGAAGUUCUCAAAACCCAGGAUGCCUGUUUUCAAAAGAGGCCUUUUAUUGCCGCUGUUCCAACCCUUGUAUAUGGCCCUGCAGAUAUUGCAUUCUCUCCGUCCGGCGAUUACUGGAGAGAUAUGCGCAAGAUAUGUACUCUAGAGCUUUUGAGUGUGAAAAAGGUUCAGUCUCUGGUGGCUUCUACUGUAAGAGAAGCCGAGGCUGAAAAGCUCAUUCAGACGAUCCGUGAAUCUGCGGGUUCACGGAUCAAUCUGAGUGACAUGAUUUUCUCCUUGAUAAGCGCUUCUGUUUACAGGGCGACUUUUGGUAGCUACAACAAGGAGCAUGAUGAGUUUGUGGUUCUGAUCAAAGAAGCAAUGGAAAUCCUUGGAGGGUUUCAUUGGGCGGAUUUGUUUCCGUCGAUGAAACCUCUGUAUUAUUUGAGUGGGUUGAAGUCCAAGGUGGAGAAGCUGCACAAGAAACUUGAUAGGAUCUUGGAGGACAUCGUAAUGGAACAUCAAAAGAAACAAAGAGAAGGUAGGAUCGAUGCGGAGGAGGAAGACCUUGUUGAUGUUCUAUUGAGAGUCCAACAAAGUAGCAGUCUAACAAUCGCAAACGUCAAAGCCGUCAUUGAGGACAUGUUUGCUGCUGGAACGGAUACUACAGCAUCAACAAUAGAAUGGGCCAAAAAGCGGAGCAUAAUUCUCCUCCUCUCUCUUCACCUCGACGGCGUUGCUCCGGCCAGGGGUUUGGUUGUCGUCGUCGUCCAACCCAAAGUUGCGGAGGAGAACCGAUUUUCGAUAGCGCUGCUAGCUGGCGAGGUAUAUGCCGGCGGAGGCGCCGCCGCUUUUGUAGAGAUCGUUGUCGUCGACGGCGGUGUCGACAACAUCCUCGGAGCGGGAACCGCAGCGGUUGCAGUAGAAAAAUCCGUCAUCGCUGUCGACGAGGCUGACGUUUCUGUAGGCGUGGCAGAUCAAGGUGUGGGGAUCAAUAUCAGCCAUAACAUCUGGAGAAGUGAAGUGAAGACCAGCUGUGACUGUGAAGCGCAGGUGCCAAACUAG
Molecule: messenger RNA, 1330 nt
Organism: Arachis duranensis
Lineage: Eukaryota; Viridiplantae; Streptophyta; Magnoliopsida; Fabales; Fabaceae
Product: cytochrome P450 71D8-like
Exons: 3
Coding region: 23-1330 (435 amino acids)
Molecular function (GO): iron ion binding; monooxygenase activity; heme binding
Source: RefSeq, a predicted model, not a curated record